Syzygium oleosum is the source of this 1272-nucleotide messenger RNA. RefSeq lists its product as uncharacterized. The coding region runs from base 180 to 989 and encodes 269 amino acids. The record is from RefSeq and is a predicted model, not a curated record. The transcript is spliced from 9 exons. Gene Ontology annotation, biological process: SNARE complex assembly. Gene Ontology annotation, molecular function: SNARE binding. Gene Ontology annotation, cellular component: endosome; lytic vacuole. NCBI's taxonomy places the organism in Eukaryota, Viridiplantae, Streptophyta, Magnoliopsida, Myrtales, Myrtaceae.
CCCGUGGGGAUGGGAAGGGGAACGGAUGACAAGCUAGAACGUGUCGUGACACGUGGACCAAUGACGCGAGAGCACGCCCUUCCCUGUCGAGGUUCUUGUGGCGGGUAAUGCGAUCGAGGGGAUGACAGAAGCAGCAGCAGCAGCAGCAGCGCCGCCGCCGCCGAACCGCCGGGAAGGAGAUGGGGGAUGAUCUCUACGCCUUGGACUUCGACGGCGUUCUCUGCGACAGCUGCGGCGAGAGCUCCCUCUCCGCCGUCAAGGCCGCGAAGGCGAGAUGGCCGGGGCUCUUCGACGGCGUCGAUCCCGCCACCGAGGAUUGGAUUGUCGACCAGAUGCACAUCGUGAGACCUGUCGUGGAGACCGGAUAUGAAAAUGUCCUGCUCGUGAGAUUGCUGUUGGAGAUGAGAGUGAGCUCUAUUCGCAAGUCCUCGGUUGCAGAGGGACUCGCCAUAGAUGGGAUUCUGGAGAACUGGUCAAAGAUCAAACCUGUCAUUUUGGAAGAGUGGGGCGAGAACAGGGAAAUACUGGUAGACCUUUUUGGAAAGGUCAGAGAUGAAUGGAUGGAUAAGGACUUGGGAACUUGGAUUGCUGCAAACAGAUUUUACCCAGGAGUUCCUGAUGCUCUUCAAUUAGCGAGCUCAAGUAUAUUUGUUGUUACAACGAAACAGAGUCGAUUUGCAGAUGCUUUGCUGCAGAAACUUGGGGGGGUAACUAUACCCUCUGAAAAAAUAUAUGGUUUGGGGACUGGACCCAAGGUGGAAGUGCUGAAGCAGCUUCAGAAGAGACCAGAACACCAGGGGUUAAAAUUACACUUUGUGGAAGAUCGACUUGCAACCCUUAAGAAUGUCAUUAAAGAGCCUGAGCUAGAUGGAUGGAAUCUAUAUCUCGGGGAUUGGGGUUAUAACACAAAGAAGGAGCGGGAGGAAGCAGCUAGCAUUUCCAGGAUUGAGAUUCUUCAGCUCUCUGACUUCACUAAGAAGUUGAAGUAACCAAAUUCGCCUUUCUUUCUGUAUUUUUUCACUAGCUGAUUAUCAGCCAUGUAUCUCCAGUAAGUGGUGCAGAUGAGAUGCUGCUUCAACUUGCAACGGGUCGUCUGGCCUGAAAAACAAAGAAAAGAAAAUGAUUGGUUAAGAUUGUUUUCUUGAAAUACUUCCUGCUGAGAUAGCCAGUAGCCACGCAUAUAGGAAAACAAGAUCAAAAACAUGUGUAUAACCUACUGGAAGUUAUUAGUGUUGGACCAAAUUGGUCGUAUGGAUCUAUCCUUGCUUAUUA